Molecule: messenger RNA, 500 nt
Organism: Racocetra persica
Lineage: Eukaryota; Fungi; Glomeromycota; Glomeromycetes; Diversisporales; Gigasporaceae
Source: the annotation of a GenBank genome assembly
UAAAAGCCUGUGAAGAAAUUGAAAUAACCGGUCCUAUUCAAGAGAUGUUAUUAAGAUGUCUAAAAAAGUUGGAUCCUAAAACUAAAAUAAAUGAUCCUAAAUCGUUUAAUGGAAAAUUAGGAAGUAUGGAUGCUUUGGUGAAAACUUGUUAUGAAAACAGUCAAGAUAUUUUGAACAAAGAACAAUUUGAAAAUAGACCUGAAAUUAGUUUUGUAAGAAAACUAAUGAGAUGUUAUUACUUUAUAGUUGGAAAAAGCAACCCAUUGAGUGUGAAAACGAUGGUCGAUAAUUUGUUUAAAGUAACUGAUCUAGAAAGUGAAAAAAUAUUUAAUAAGAAAAUAUGGCAAAAUAUUAUUAAAAAAGAAUAUGACUUGGUUCCUAAUUUUAAUCCUAAACAUAACUUAGAUGGACUAAGACUAGUUAUGAUCAGACUUUUUUUUACAAAUUACACUAUUGUUAUUGGGUUUUUAAAAAAGAAAAAUCAGACAAUGAUUCAAUAG